AUGAGAUUCGCAGUUAUUUUCUUAAUCGUUUUAAUGUUGGCCUUUGCUUCAGCCUCUUCCUAUUCGGAGCAACAAUACAGAGACUCUUUCACCAACUGGAUGCAAAAGCACAGCCGUUCAUAUGCCAGUCACGAAUUCAACACUCGUUACUCGGUCUACAAGAAGAACAUGGACUAUGUUAACGAAUGGAACUCCAAGGGAUCUGAAACCGUCCUCGGUCUCAACUCACUCGCCGAUAUGACCAACCAAGAGUACCAAGCCAUCUACCUCGGUACCAAGACUGACGCCACUGCCCGUCUUGCCGCCGCCUCUGCCUCUGCCUCUUUCGGCAAGGUCCAAGGUGCUCUCCCAGCCUCAAUCGAUUGGGUUGCCCAAGGUGCCGUCACCCAAGUCAAGAACCAAGGUCAAUGUGGUUCAUGUUGGUCAUUCUCGGCCACUGGUUCCACCGAAGGAGCUCACCAAAUCUCCACCUCUAACCUUGUCGCCCUCUCUGAACAAAACCUCAUUGAUUGUUCAUCAAGCUACGGUAAUGAUGGGUGCAACGGUGGUCUUAUGGACAACGCCUUCAAGUACAUCAUUGCCAACGGUGGUAUCGACACUGAAGCCUCAUACCCAUACGUAGCCAAGGUACAAAAGUGCAAGUACAACCCAGCCAACUCUGGUGCCACCCUCUCUUCAUACGUUGACGUUACCUCUGGUUCAGAGUCUGCUCUCCAAUCCCAAACCGUCAAGGGUCCAGUCUCUGUCGCCAUUGAUGCCUCUCACCAAUCCUUCCAACUCUACGACUCUGGUGUCUACUAUGAACCAGCCUGUUCAUCCACCAACCUCGAUCACGGUGUCCUCGUCGUCGGUUACGGUACCGCCUCUGCCAACGGUUCAUCCGAUUCUGACUCUUCUGCUGCUUCCCAAUCAUCUUCCUCUGAAUCAUCUGACGACCAAGCUACUCAAGGUGCUCAAUUCUGGAAGGUCAAGAACUCCUGGGGUCCAGAAUGGGGUUUGUCUGGUUAUAUCCAAAUGGCUCGUAAUCGUGACAACAAUUGCGGCAUUGCUACCACUGCUUCCCAACCAAUUGUCUAA
Molecule: messenger RNA, 1077 nt
Organism: Cavenderia fasciculata
Lineage: Eukaryota; Evosea; Eumycetozoa; Acytosteliales; Cavenderiaceae
Gene: cprE
Product: cysteine proteinase 5 precursor
Exons: 1
Coding region: 1-1077 (358 amino acids)
Biological process (GO): immune response
Cellular component (GO): lysosome
Molecular function (GO): cysteine-type endopeptidase activity
Source: RefSeq, a predicted model, not a curated record